AUGGGAUUUCUACCGCUUUGCUUCUUAACCGUCUUGCCUUGGAUUUUUGGCAGCGAAUUAGUGCGAGCAGAUUCCAUCAUUCACAUCGGUGCAAUUUUUGAAGAGAGUGCAGCAAAGGACGAUGAGGUUUUCCAGCUGGCGGUCUCUGACCUCAGUCUCAAUGAUGACAUCUUACAAAGCGAAAAAAUAACAUAUUCCAUCAAAUUCGUUGAGGCGAAUAAUCCCUUUCAGACGGUACAGGAAGCAUGUGACCUGAUGACUCAAGGAAUCCUCGCCCUGGUGUCCUCCACGGGUUGUACCUCAGCCACUGCCCUCCAGUCUCUCACAGACACCAUGCACAUUCCACAUCUCUUUGUGCAGCGCAGCAAUGCAGGCUCCCCUCGCACUGCCUGUCAGCUCAUCCGCAACCCUGACCUGGAGGAAUACACUCUGCCUGCUCGACCUCCUGUCCGAAUCGGCGAUGUCAUGCUCCGCCUAGUGAACGAGCUGCGGUGGCAAAAGUUCAUUGUUUUCUAUGACAGCAACUAUGAUAUUCGAGGAUUGCAAGGGUUCCUGGACCAAGCCUCCCGCCAGGGGUUAGACAUGUCACUGCAGAGGAUUGACCAGAACAUCAGCCAGAUCUUUGCCAGCCUCUUCACCACGAUGAAGACGGAGGAGUUGAACCGUUACCGGGAUACACUGCGUCGGGCCAUCCUUUUGCUGAGCCCACGCGGAGCUCAGGCAUUCAUCAAUGAGGCAGUGGAGACAAAUUUGGCUUCCAAGGACAGCCAUUGGGUCAUUGUAAAUGAGGAAAUCAGUGACUCGGAGAUUCUGGAGCUUGUUCACAGUGCACUGGGACGUAUGACAGUGGUGCGACAGAUCUUUCCGACCUCCAAAGACCCCAACCGCCGAUGCAUGAGGAACAACCAUCGCAUUUCCUCACUGCUAUGCGACCCACAGGAAGGCUACUUGCAAACCCUACAGACAUCCAAUCUUUAUCUUUAUGACAGUGUCUUGUUGCUGGCCGGAGCCUUCCAUAGGAAGCUGGAAGAUCGGAAAUGGCACAGCAUGGCAAGUCUGAACUGCAUGAGGAAGUCUACCAAACCCUGGAACGGAGGAAGGUCUAUGCUGGACACCAUUCAAAAUGGUCAAAUUAUUGGACUGACGGGAACCAUGGGAUUCGCAGAUGGUGCAUCGAAUUCCAAUGUUAAUUUUGAGAUCCUUGGCACCAGUUACAGUGAAACCUUUGGAAAAGAUAUUCGAAGGUUGGCUGUCUGGGAUCCAGUGAAGGGCCUGAAUGGGAGUCUGCAGGAGCGACGCUUGGAAAGUGACAUGCAAGGUGUCACCCUGAAAGUGGUCACUAUUCUGGAGGAGCCCUUCGUCAUGGUAGCUGAAAACAUCUUGGGACAACCAAAACGCUACAAGGGAUUUUCCAUCGACGUCCUUGAUGCACUGGCAAAAAACCUCGGAUUCAAGUAUGAGAUCUAUCAAGCGGUUGAUCAUAAGUAUGGCAGUCAGCUUGCUAAUGGGUCCUGGAAUGGAAUGAUCGGGGAACUCAUAAACAAGAAAGCAGAUAUUGCAGUCUCGGCAAUAACCAUCACUCCUGAGAGAGAAAGUGUUGUGGAUUUCAGCAAGCGCUACAUGGAUUAUUCCGUUGGAAUCCUUCUGAAAAAACCAGAGGAAAAGAUUAACAUCUUCUCGAUCUUUGCUCCCUUUGACCUGGCAGUCUGGGCCUGCAUUGCUGCUGCCAUCCCGCUGGUGGGGGUCCUAAUCUUUGUGCUCAAUCGGGUGCAAUUGGUGCGGACACAGACCCCAACACACCCUCAGACCCCUCCUUCCACCUCCAGCACUUUACACAGUGCCAUCUGGCUUGUGUAUGGAGCAUUCGUCCAACAAGGUGGGGACUCGCCCAUGAAUUCAGUUGCGAUGCGGAUUGUUAUGGGCAGCUGGUGGCUCUUUACACUGAUCGUAUGUUCCUCAUACACAGCCAACCUGGCUGCAUUUCUGACCGUGUCCAGAAUGGAUAACUCCAUCCACUCCUUCCAAGAUCUGGCGAAGCAGUCUGAUUUAUCGUACGGUACAGUGAGGGACUCGGCUGUCUAUGAGUACUUUCAGGCAAAGGGGACAAACCCUUUGGAGCAGGACAGCACAUACACUGAGCUCUGGAGAACAAUCAGUAAAAACAAUGGAGCAGACAACUGUGUGUCAGCUACUAACGAAGGCAUCAGAAAGAUAAAAACGGGAACAUAUGCUUUCCUGUGGGACAUGGCAGUGGUGGAAUACACAGCAUUAACUGAUGAUGACUGUUCUCUGACAGUGGUUGGGAAUAGUAUCAGCAGCAAAGGAUAUGGGAUUGCCUUACAGCACGGAAGUCCAUACAGAGACCUCUUCUCCCAGAGGAUCCUAGAAAUGCAAGAUAGCGGGGACCUGGACGUGUUCAAGCAGAAGUGGUGGCCAAAGAUGGGUCGAUGUAACCUGAAGAGUCACGCAAAUGGCCAGCCAGAUGGACGGGCGUUGAAACUGCAGAGUUUUGCUGGUGUUUUUUGUAUCCUAGCAGCAGGAUUGCUUCUUGCCUGCUUGGUGGCAGCUUUGGAGGUCUGGUGGAACAGCAACCGAUGUCAACAAGAAACACCCAAGGAGGAUAAAGAGGUGAACCUGGAGCAGGUUCACCGCCGCUUGAACAGUCUAAUGGAUGAUGAUAUGGCCCACAAGCAGAUAGCAGCUGCAGCCAUUGAGAUCUCAGCCCUGGACAUUGGCAGCAUGCAGACCAGCCAGAGCUUGGAACCGACACGAGAUUACCAGAACACCCAGAUCUCAGUCAGCACUUUUUUACCAGAACAAACUCAUGGUACAAGUAGGAAGCUUUCCUCUUUGGCCAGCACCAACCUGUCUCUGCCUCUCAGCAGUUCGGCUACCCUGCCCUCUAUACAGUGCAAACAUCGAUCACCAAAUGGAGGACUCUUCCGCCAAAGCCCACUCAAAACCCCCAUCCCAAUGUCAUUCCAGCCUGCCUCCAACCCCGGGGGCCUUCCUGAAGCCUUGGAGCCCUCCCACGGGACCUCCAUAUAA
This is a messenger RNA of Carcharodon carcharias (great white shark), 3048 nucleotides long. RefSeq names its product glutamate receptor ionotropic, delta-1-like. The record is from RefSeq and is a predicted model, not a curated record. Gene Ontology annotation, cellular component: plasma membrane; postsynaptic membrane. NCBI's taxonomy places the organism in Eukaryota, Metazoa, Chordata, Chondrichthyes, Lamniformes, Lamnidae. Bases 1 to 3048 code for a protein of 1015 amino acids. Gene Ontology annotation, molecular function: transmitter-gated monoatomic ion channel activity involved in regulation of postsynaptic membrane potential; glutamate-gated receptor activity. The transcript has 16 exons. Gene Ontology annotation, biological process: monoatomic ion transport; synaptic transmission, glutamatergic; modulation of chemical synaptic transmission.